GUAGUUUUUUAGCGGGAAAGAGGCCACUUUACCACAACUGCACAAAAAAAAAUAAUCAGUAAUAUUCCAAUUACGUCACGAGGAUCCUUUCUGUAGCCCCCGAUUCUGACCCAGUGAGCGUAGUAUUUUUAAAAAAUAAAACUGAGGGGGAGCUAUCAAGUCCCGCCCGGCGGGGCCUCGGCUGAGGAACGCCUCCUUCCCUCAGUGACAACAACGAGGCUUCCUGCCGGUGGCCGGAGACAGAAGAGGCUGUUGGUGUCGCUGGACUCGUCCCGCGGGCUGAGUGGAGCUGCUCUGGGGGCGGCCCGUCAGAACUGAGAAGAGGAAGGAGAAGUCAAGCGCAGUCAUGUUUUCUUUCAAUAUGUUUGAUCAUCCAAUUCCCCGAGUUUUCCAGAACCGCUUCUCGACCCAGUACCGCUGCUUCUCAGUGUCCAUGCUCGCCGGGCCUAAUGACAGGUCAGAUGUGGAGAAAGGCGGGAAGAUAAUCAUGCCACCUUCUGCUUUGGAUCAACUCAGCCGACUUAAUAUCACUUAUCCGAUGUUGUUUAAACUGACUAAUAAAAACUCAGACCGAAUGACCCACUGUGGGGUUCUUGAAUUUGUGGCCGAUGAGGGCAUUUGUUACCUUCCACACUGGAUGAUGCAGAACUUGCUACUGGAGGAAGGAGGCCUCGUGCAGGUGGAGAGUGUUAAUCUCCAGGUGGCAACUUAUUCGAAAUUUCAGCCUCAGAGCCCUGAUUUCCUUGACAUCACCAACCCUAAAGCUGUAUUGGAAAACGCUCUGAGAAAUUUUGCUUGCCUGACCACCGGAGACGUCAUUGCUAUCAACUACAAUGAGAAGAUCUACGAACUACGAGUCAUGGAGACCAAGCCUGACAAAGCUGUGUCUAUCAUAGAGUGCGACAUGAAUGUAGAUUUUGAUGCACCGCUGGGUUACAAGGAACCAGAAAGACAGGCACACCAUGAAGAAUCCACUGAUCCUGAAGCAGAUCCUAGUCGUUAUGUGACAGAGAUAGGAUUCCGUGCAUUUACAGGAUCUGGGAACAGGCUGGAUGGGAAAAAGAAAGGCGUCGAACCAAGUCCUUCACCAAUUAAGCCUGGAGAUAUUCGAAGAGGAAUACCCAAUUAUGAAUUCAAAAUUGGCAAGAUCACAUUCAUCAGAAAUUCACGGCCACAAGUGAAGAAAAUGGAAGAGGAUGAGCCUGGAAGCCGCUUCAUUGCAUUUUCUGGAGAAGGCCAGUCACUGCGCAAGAAAGGAAGAAAACCCUAAAUCUGGACCCCUUGGCAGAGGGACAAUAAAAUAACCGUGCAGCCCUGUUCUCCUUUUACGUUUUCUUUCUUUAAAAAGGGGGACUCUUGCUCCUAAGUAUUUUGGCCCGGUUUGAAUCUUAAAUUGGACCUUCCAAUUCAGGGCUGUUUUUCCUUUUUCAGAGGAAAGCUUAAGCUGCAGGUUGAAGCUUACCAAGACUUCUCUCUGUCCAACUGCAGAAAGCAGAGCUUAUAGCACAGUGUCAUCCUGCUUAAGAGUAGUGGACUUUUGAUCAUUCACCUGGAAGGCAGCUUUCUUUUUAUGAGCUAUUUCCACUUUGAAUUCUUGUUGCAAAGCUAAGGGGGGGGGAGUACCCCUCCCCCAAAGAAAGCAAUGUGCCUGUUGGAUCCUCUUUCUUACUCCUUUAUUACCCUAUUCAACACUUUGCCCUGGCUAGAAGCUAAAAUGUGAUCUCGGGGGUGGGGUGGGGGUGGAGUUAGGUGUGAAGCUGCUACAAUAUAUUCUCAACCUGAGGCAAAUGCCUUCAAGGGUGGGGAAUCAGCUUGCCUGGCUUAUUUGCUUGUGAAAUUAAGGGAUCUGUCUCUUUAGAUGCUGGGUGAUUCUGCAGUCCAAGAAUUGGUGUAACUUUGUUUGUUACUCCAUGAUAACUGUGCUAUGCUAUGGUUUCCCUUCCUUUCCUGGAUAAUAAAUAAUAUUAACACCC
Messenger RNA from Sphaerodactylus townsendi, 1973 nucleotides. It is a transcript of the gene UFD1, whose product is annotated as ubiquitin recognition factor in ER associated degradation 1. Gene Ontology annotation, cellular component: VCP-NPL4-UFD1 AAA ATPase complex. The record is from RefSeq and is a predicted model, not a curated record. The transcript has 12 exons. NCBI's taxonomy places the organism in Eukaryota, Metazoa, Chordata, Lepidosauria, Squamata, Sphaerodactylidae. Bases 347 to 1270 code for a protein of 307 amino acids. Gene Ontology annotation, molecular function: polyubiquitin modification-dependent protein binding.